AGACGUGUUGGGAGCCGCGAGGCUGAAAUCCAAGCAAAAGAUACCGUCGGUACACAUAUUCGCAAUUGCGUUGUCGUAACAUGAACAAGCUAUGAUCCGUGUUGGACCUGGAUCGACAUGAUGCCGUUGAACGACUCGUCGACCGAAUCGGCGGCAAACCCGGGAACCGGAAGCGGAGAGCCUCUAGCCUGCAUUAAUUGUAGAAACAGGAAAUUACGUUGUGAUCGAGCCAAACCCGCCUGUACCCGUUGUGCAAGGCUCAACACAGAUUGUAUCUAUCCAGAGUCUAGAAGGAAACCAGCAUUCAAGCGCAGGAACGUUAAGGAGCUCGAAGCUCGGCUAGCACAAGUCGAGGUCCUCCUGCAAGAGGCUGGCGGCAACAGAAAUGCCCCCGAGGACAAGGAGAGGGCGAGGGAGGCCGAGGUUGUUGAAUUUGACUUCUCUGUCCCACCCGUGCUCGAACAUGUCUUCCUCGAGGGACUGGACUACACAGAGCCCAUAACCCCUAUUGACGGCGACCACACAUUCUCGAUGCCCCAGUCUUUCCCCUAUGCGAUGCCGUCUGCACCGUCGGAUGCGCCCCGGACUUCGAGCACCCCUUUCAGCGAUGAGCUCAUGGGCUUGGGCAUAUCAGAACCACUGCCACCGUUCGAAGUAAUGGAGGAGUUGAACCGAAUCUUCUUUGAGCGCCAUGCACACUUCGUACCCCUCAUCAAUCCUACCCGUUAUCUACAGGCCUUCUACUCGGCUCCGCAUAUGAAGCCUCCCAUGUGUCUUCAAUAUGCCGUAUGGGCUCUUGCAUGUAAUGGGAAUGACAAGUAUGGCUCGUAUCACGACAUCUUCUAUCAGAGGGCCAGGCAGUAUGCUGAAGCAGACGAGAUGAAGGGCUAUGGCGAACAUUUCAUCACAGUGGCGCAUGCUCAAGCCUGGUGCUGUAUCGCCACUGAUGAGGCAAAGUCUAUGUUGUUUACAAGGGCAGCCAUGAGCUCGGCCAGAACGGUGCGCCUCGUUGAGAUGAUGGGGCUUCACCGUCUCGACUGCCCCCCUGAAGAGAUAUCCCCAACUCUUCAGCCUCCAGCAGAUUGGCAAGAGCUCGAGGAACGGAGACGCACCUUUUGGGGUGCAUUUUGCAUCGACAGCCACUGCAGCAUAUCCACUGGGUGGCCCAACCUUAUUGAUUCUUCUGAAAUAACCACUCACCUGCCAGCUUCUGAGUGGGCAUUUCACAGUGGUCAAGAAGCCGAGUCAUGCAGAAUCGAUCAAGCUGUCAAGGGUUUCUCCUACUCCUCCUUCGGUGCAACUGUUCUCAUCUGUCAUCUCUUCAAUCAGAUCCUUAAACACGCUCAUCGGCCCAAGCCAAACGACAACCCCGAUGAUUAUGAUUACGGAGGCUUCUGGCAGAGGCACCGUGAGAUCGACAAUACAUUGUCUAGUGCCUUCAUGUUCCUACCCUCGGGCUUUCGCAUGCCUGAAAACUAUCGGGACCCUACGGCUGUCCACACAAACCUGAACCUACACGCCUCGGUCAUCUGCUUACACCAUGCCGCCAUCGACAAAAUCGACAAGCAUAAGCUUCCCAACAGCAUCAAGAAAGCAAGCCAGGAUCGCCUGCUUACCGCAGCUCAGGAGAUUGUCAAUAUUAUCAAGACGACCACCUCCGUGGACACACAUCCAAAAAGUUCGCUGGCUGCUCUAUCUCUGUACUGCGCUGCCUCGGUGUAUAUAUACCAAUGCAAGGACACGCAACCAUCACCGACCAACAUCGGUAACCUCGACUUCAUCAUCUCGGCCAUGGAUGCCAUCGGCCGAGCACACGUCAUCACUAGGGCCUUUCUAAAGCAACUCAUCCUCGACAUAGACCGCAACGGCAUUCGUCACUUUGUCAAGUUACGGAAGCCAGACUACCUGGGGCCAAGCAUCGCUGUAGGCAGUCACAACAUUCCGCUCCUAGUCCGAUCCAACAUCUCACGACACUCAGAGAUGCAGCCUCCCCUUCCUGGUCGUUUGCCCCUCGGCAAUCCAAAAGGAAAUGUGUCUGAGGAUAGAAUGGGGAAAUCCGGUACUGGUUAUACUCAGGACACCGAAGUGCACGAAGUCCAGUCGGGAUCGUCUCCUGACCAGUCGGUUGCAAACCAAAACCUGCUCGCAAAUACUUCCAGCUCAGUCCCAGGGCUUCCGCCGCGCGGGAAUGAUUGCGCGUGGUCCCAGAGCAGAGUAUUCAGACAAACUGAGUCUUCGUCGUCAAAUCCCUCUCCACCAGAGAUGAGCACGACAACCAACACGACGCCUCCAGUGGAUCAAUACAAGCCACCGUUCGCAUACAAUUCUCAGUACAACCCGGACGCCCAAUUUGCAGGCGUCACGCAUAAUCUUCCCCACCGGACCAGUUCAACAGGGAUGAAUCCCCAAAAGGGGGUCGAUAUGGGGAACAAUACAUUCGAAAACGUAUGCACGACCGAGUUUAGAACGGCGGGCCGGGAUUCAAACGCUCAAGUUCGCAGAGGGAUUGAUAAUUGGGAUAUGGCUAGUGUUUGUAUGCAGGCCCCGUUCAGAAACAGCGCGGUAACCGAACAGGCUCCCUGGACUAUGCUCAACGGCGUUGGCGGCGUGGACUGGAGCGCUGGUCAAGGUGGCUCCAAUGGGCGAGACAAAUAGAUGGGCGAGGGGCAUGUUUGCAAGUAUCGUGGCGUAUGUUAUUUGUGGUGUACACAAACAGGGCUGAGGUCGAUCAUGGUUUAACGCAGCGAAUGAUGACUCACGUUGAUUAUUGGAUGGCCUGGCUAGCGAAUAGAUCACAACAUGGGGUAUAAUAUUAGAUGAUCUGGCUGCGCGGAUAGAUGGAUGAAUGUAACUUGACUGAGCCACUAAAUACUCUAAUCUGCUCUUGGAAAGAAUUAGAUAUACCUAUAAUUUAUACGGUGGGGGGUUUAUUAAUUCUUACGUACUGUUCUAUGCAAGCCUACGGCUUAUGAGGACAUUGGCUUAAUAGGCCUUUAAUCUAUACGAUAAUACUCC
This is a messenger RNA of Pseudomassariella vexata, 3015 nucleotides long. RefSeq lists its product as uncharacterized. The transcript has 7 exons. Gene Ontology annotation, cellular component: nucleus. Bases 118 to 2655 code for a protein of 845 amino acids. Lineage: Eukaryota; Fungi; Ascomycota; Sordariomycetes; Amphisphaeriales; Pseudomassariaceae. Gene Ontology annotation, molecular function: zinc ion binding; DNA-binding transcription factor activity, RNA polymerase II-specific; DNA binding. The record is from RefSeq and is a predicted model, not a curated record. Gene Ontology annotation, biological process: DNA-templated transcription; regulation of DNA-templated transcription.